Molecule: messenger RNA, 485 nt
Organism: Abrus precatorius (Indian licorice)
Lineage: Eukaryota; Viridiplantae; Streptophyta; Magnoliopsida; Fabales; Fabaceae
Product: multiprotein-bridging factor 1c
Exons: 1
Coding region: 51-485 (144 amino acids)
Cellular component (GO): nucleus
Molecular function (GO): DNA binding
Source: RefSeq, a predicted model, not a curated record
CCGUUUCAUUCAUUAAGACAUUGUUGUUUUCAUUACCUUAACUUGCGACGAUGCCGACCCGAUCAACGGGAGUGAUAACCCAAGACUGGGAGCCCGUGGUGCUGCACAAGUCCAGGCCCAAGGCCCACGACCUGCGAAACCCGAAGGCCGUCAACCAGGCCCUACGCUCCGGAACGGAGGUUCUAACGGUGAAGAAGUUCGACGGCGGUUCCAACAGAAAGCCCGGUCCAGCUCUGAACACGAGGAAGCUUGACGAGGGGACGGAACCUGCGACUCUGGAGCGCGUGGCGGGGGAGGUGCGGCACGCGAUACAGAAGGCGCGUUUGGAGAAGAAGAUGAGUCAGGCUGAGCUGGCGAAGCAGAUUAACGAGAGGACGCAGGUUGUGCAGGAAUACGAGAAUGGCAAGGCUUUGCCUAACCAGGCCGUGCUUGCUAAGAUGGAGAGAGUCCUCGGUGUCAAGCUCAGGGGCAAAAUCGCUAAGUGA